Molecule: messenger RNA, 2769 nt
Organism: Didymodactylos carnosus
Lineage: Eukaryota; Metazoa; Rotifera; Eurotatoria; Philodinida; Philodinidae
Source: the annotation of a GenBank genome assembly
AUGACGAACUCAGAUCCAGCUGAUCCUUCGAAACACGUAUCCGCUCAGCAAUCGAAAGAUCAACCAGCUAAAGAAAAAGAUAUUCAACCAGCUGGGGAUACCAAAAAACAAAAUGAAAUUAAGGAAGAAGAUUUGUCAGAGGAAGACAAACAACUUAAAGAAGAACUAGAAUUAUGUGUUGAACGUUUGAACGAAAAUGAUAUAUUUUUAUAUCGUCCAGCACUUGAAACAUUACGACAAAAAAUUCGUGAAUCAACCAGUUCCAUGACAAGUGUUCCUAAACCAUUAAAAUUUUUACGUCCACAUUACGAUACAAUGAAAGAGAUUUAUGAAAAAAUUACUGAACCAACAAAUAAAAUGUUAUGUGCAGAUAUUAUUUCUGUUCUGGCUAUGACAACAAUUGAUACAAAAGAAUGUUUAAAAUAUCGUUUGUUAGGCUCUGGUCAAGAUAUUGGUACUUGGGGACAUGAAUAUAUCCGACAUUUAUCAGCUGAAGUAGCAUCAGAAUGGGAAAAAGUGGAUGCCAACAAUGAUGUGAAACAAAAAUUAUUACGAUUAACAAACGAAAUUAUACCAUUUUUAAUGAGGCAUAAUGCUGAAGCUGAUGCAUGUGAUUUACUAAUGGAAAUAGAACAGUUAGAUUUAAUUGAAAACUUUGUCGAUAAAGAUACAUAUGCAAGAGUAUGCCUUUAUUUGACCAGUUGUGUACCUUAUGUGCCUGAACCUGAUGAUACUCAAAUGUUACGAACAGCGUGUAAACUUUAUCGUCAUUAUGAUCAAUAUCCACUUGCAUUACGCUGCGCCAUACAACUGAAUGAUAUGGAACUCAUUCGAGAUCUUGUUAUUUCAUGUCCUUCAAGUUUGACAAAAAAACAGUUGGCAUUUAUACUCGGACGUCAACAAAUAAUUUGGAAUGUAGCUGAAACGAACAAUGGUGAAGACCCCGAUGAAUUAACAAACAUCAUGUCUAAUUCUCAUCUGACAAGCAAUUUUCUAUCAUUGGCACGUGAAUUAGAUAUUAUGGAAGCAAAAUUACCAGAAGAUAUUUAUAAAACAUAUUUAGAAAAUACAACGCGAACAAAUUUUAGUCAACCUGAUUCAUCGAAGCAAAAUUUAGCAUCAUCAUUUGUCAAUGGAUUUGUAAAUUGUGGAUUUGGACAAGAUAAAAUUGUUACACAAGAUACCAAAUGGUUAACAAAAUAUAAAGAAAAUGGUAAAAGAGAAGAAUGUUUCAGUUUAUUAAGUGCAACAGCAUCAUUAGGUUUAAUUGUUUUAUGGGAUGUUGACGGUGGUCUAAGUUUAAUUGACAAAUACUUAUACAGUGUUGACGAUAAUAUGAAGGCUGGUGCAUUAUUGGCCUGUGGUAUUGUAAAUUGUGGAGUACAAAAUGAUUGUGAUCCCGCUCUUGCUUUACUGGGAGAUUAUGUAUCACACAAAGAAAAUCCUUUUCGUGUGGGAUCAAUAGUCGGACUAGGUUUAGCGUAUGCUGGUACAAAUCGCGAAGAUGUUGUCAGUUUAAUAAGUAACGCACUACAUGAAGGUCAGCCAUCAAUGGAAAUAAUUGCCUUGGCUUGUUUAUCAAUUGGCGUUAUAUCUGUUGGUUCAUGUAAUUCCGAAGUUUCGACAACACUAUUAAGUGUUUUAUUAGAACGUAGUGAAUUAGAAUUAAAGGAUCAUUUUAGUAAAUUUAUUGCAUUGGCCAUUGGAUUACUGUUCUUGGGAAAAGGUGAAGCUGUUGAACCAAUGCUUGAAUCAUUGAAAGUAAUUAGUGAACCAUUACGUUCAUUUGCUACUGUACUCGUUGAAUGUUGUGCAUAUGCUGGAACUGGAAAUGUUUUAAAAGUUCAACGAAUGCUUCAUAUAUGCAGUGAACAUUUCGAACAAAAUGCAGAAAAAAAGGACAGUGAAAAAGAUUCCAAAGAUAAAGAUAAAGACAAAGACAAAGACAAAAAAAAAGAUGAAGAAGCUGCUACACAAAAUUCCGUACAUCAAGCUGCUGCUGUAAUUGGUAUUGCCGUGAUUGCUAUGGGUGAAGAAAUUGGAUCAGAAAUGGCUUUACGUACAUUUGGUCAUCUGUUACGUUAUGGUGAACCGGUUAUAAAACGUGCUGUGCCGUUAGCACUUGCCUUACUAUCGGUUUCAAAUCCAAAAUUAAACAUAGUUGAUACUUUAAGUAAAUUCUCACAUGAUGCUGAUCACGAAGUAUCAUACAAUUCAAUAUUUGCCAUGGGUAUGGUUGGUGCAGGUACAAAUAAUGCCCGUUUAGCUGCAAUGCUACGACAGUUAGCUGUUUAUCAUUCAAAAGAUAUGAAUAAUUUAUUUAUGGUUCGAUUAGCUCAAGGCCUGACUCAUCUUGGUAAAGGUACAAUGACAUUGAAUCCUUAUCAUAGCGAUCGAAUGUUAUUAUGUCGUGUGGCACUGGCUGGAAUAUUAACUGUACUAGUGGCAUUUAUUGAUGUUAAAUCGACUAUUGUUGGAAAAUAUCAUUAUCUUUUAUAUUUCUUGGCCUUGGCAAUCCAACCGCGUAUGUUAGUUACAUUUGAUGAAUCAUUGCGUCCGUUACCUGUACCCGUUCGAGUUGGUCAAGCAGUCGAUGUAGUGGGACAAGCUGGUAAACCAAAGACAAUUACUGGUUUUCAAACUCAUACUACACCUGUUCUAUUAGCGUAUGGUGAACGAGCUGAAUUAGCCACAGAAGAAUAUUUAGCAUUAACACCUAUAUUGGAAGGAUUUGUUAUUUUACAAAAAAAUCCAAAUUAUGUACCAUAA